Adineta steineri is the source of this 1863-nucleotide messenger RNA. The record is from the annotation of a GenBank genome assembly. Lineage: Eukaryota; Metazoa; Rotifera; Eurotatoria; Adinetida; Adinetidae.
AUGUCGUCUGUAGGUGUUACAAAACCGAUGCGUAAAACUUCUUGUGAUAAAUUUGUUUCAUCUAAUGCAAGUAAUAUAUCACUAGAUGGAAGUGAUACAUUCAUUCGUGCCAAUGAUAUUAAUCUAAAUAGUAAUUCUUAUGCUAAUACACCUUCUCCAUCAUCAAUUACAACAAUAAGUUCAAUCGAUCGAUCAUUUAAAUAUCGAUCAUCACGUUUAAAAAAUGAUUAUCGUUCACAUAUGUUCUCAAAGCGUCAUUAUAAACAUGAUAGAUUAUUUUAUCAUACACAUGCACUUAAUCGACAAUAUGUAGUAGCAAUGACGAAUAUACUUUAUCAGAUGCAAAAAGAAAUUGUUAAAUUAAAACGACGUACAAAUAGUAUUGAACAAAUGCUUAGUAAACAAACACGAGUAGUACAUCCAAUUAUUCGGUUACCACGUUUAACACGUGAUGAUAUUUCGACAAUAUGCACCGAUGAUACUGAAAAUCAACCAUCGGUUAGUUCGGAUGUUUUUCAAAAUAAUGAAAAUGUACAUACAUCAGAAAUGACAACACCAGAUAACAAUCAUAAGGAUGAUAGUGAGGGCUCUAUACUAUUGAAUACAGAAUCUUCACCAAACAAUCUUGAAAUAAAUAAACAUUCUAAUCAAAAAAAUAAGCAUUGUUUUGAAUGUCGGCAUGAAUUUUCAAAUCGAUCAGGUUAUUUACGGCAUAUUAAAAAUGUACAUAAAGGAAUAUUUCCAACAGCAUCGGAAAAUGACACACCAUUAGAAAAUGAUAAUCAUCAAACUAAACCAACUGUUCGUUCGUCGAUUGAUUAUUUGGAAGUUGACCAUAGAAUAGAAAGUGAUUCAUUAAAUUAUUUAGUUAAUCAAUGGGAUAUUGGAGAAGGUCGUUUAAGACCAAGAUCAGUAACAAAACCAAUUGUUAUUACUGAGUCAGUACGAAAAUUAAAAUGUGAUAUUUGUAACAAAUUCUUUCGUGCUGAUUAUCUUAUGAAACAUAUGAGACGUACUCAUCAUAUAUCAGACCCACCUUUAUCAAAUGACUUAUCUGAUCAACAUCAAUCCAAUAUUGAUAAACCUAUUGAUGAAAUUCAAUCAACAUCUAAUGAAUCAUUUGGAAAUAAUAUAGAUCCUCCAUCGACAAUCACAGUUACUGAAAUGGAUUUUGAAGAUAUACAAAUUGAUUUAGAUACAACUUUAGAUAAAUCAAUUGUUAUUACUACAACACUUCUUGAACAAUAUCAAUCAAAAAUGGUUGAAGAAUUUUUAGAAAAAUUUUCAUGUGAAGUUGGUCAAACAAGUACAGUUAAUUCUCGAACAACACAUUUAAUAGUAAAUGAUGAGAAAACUCCGUCACGUUCUCCAUUAUCAAUAAAAUUAAUCGAAGGUGUUGCUAAUCAUUGUUUUUGUGUUUCUUAUAAUUGGAUUAUUGCCUGUCUUCAAUAUGAUCGAAUUGUAGAUGCAACUCGUUAUGAAAUUGAAGGUGAUGAUAUGGAUUUAAACGUUUAUGGUGGUCCAAAACGUUCUCGUUUAGCUGAAAGACGUCAUGCACUUUUUGAGAAUAUAUGUUUUAUGAUAAAAUGUGCAGAAAAUAAAGAUGCACAAUUAAGCAAUGAUCGUUUACAAGAUUUAAUAACAACAUGUGGUGGACAAAUUAUAACUUGUGUUACACAAAAAUUACUUCAAGAUCAUACAAUUGUUGUUCUCUGUGAUAAACUAUAUGUAUCUGAACGACGUGCUAACUAUAAUCACUGUCGUUUCUUAGGUAUAAAUUUUAUUUCAUCGAAUUGGGUUCUUGAAUCAAUUAUUGAAUAUCGACAAAAACCUUUUUUAUCAUACGAAGAAACGCCAAUAUAA